Molecule: messenger RNA, 3504 nt
Organism: Diachasmimorpha longicaudata
Lineage: Eukaryota; Metazoa; Arthropoda; Insecta; Hymenoptera; Braconidae
Product: carboxylesterase 5A
Exons: 5
Coding region: 81-2228 (715 amino acids)
Biological process (GO): presynaptic membrane assembly; synaptic vesicle endocytosis; postsynaptic membrane assembly
Cellular component (GO): plasma membrane; synapse; cell surface
Molecular function (GO): signaling receptor activity; neurexin family protein binding
Source: RefSeq, a predicted model, not a curated record
GUGAACAAUGAAGGUCUGAGUCAACACUCGAAUAAACGUGAUGUCAGAGAUGUCUCAGAUGGAAGAUUAACAUUUUGCCAAUGUUUAGUAUCAAACCGGAGACGACGUUAUUGAUUGUUGAUGGAUGUUCGAGACGCUUCGUCGCAUCUUUGGAACACUCGUUGUUACGGAGGUAUUUGGGAGUGCUCGGUGGCAAUUUGGGGGAAGGGAAUAGACACGCGUCUAGAGCGCAGGUCUCCAACAACCUGGAGGAGGUCUCGGGCAAUGCUGGAGUCACGCAAGCAGUACUACAAACCGCAGAAGGUUCGUGGAACUGUGGGCAUUGCAAUCUCUCGCCUAAACGAAGCAAGAUGUAUCAAAACUUAAACGUUGGCUUCCAAGUGUUCAUCGUUGUGAUUAUCGCUGGAGUUACAAGUUCCCAGAGGACAGUAGCAAGACAAGGAAGUGGAAAAGAUCCACCGGUUGUCAAAAUUCCGGAUCAGGGGUCGAUCUUAGGUAGAGAGAUUCCCUUGGCCAGGCCCCAGAAGGUAACGAUCUACUUGGGGAUUCCUUACGCACAACCUCCAGUCGGAGAACUUCGCUUCCGACCUCCGGUUACGGAUCCCCCAGUGAGCUGGAGUGACACUCGAAAUGCCACGCAAUUCGCCCCGUCCUGUCAGCAAACCAACAAGUUCCUCAAGCACGAGAAGUUGUUUCGACAGCUUUUGCCUUCGGAUUUUGAAGAACCGGAAGUCAGUGAGGACUGCUUGUACCUAAAUCUUUAUGUACCAGAUGGUCUACCUCCCGAAGAUGGCUGGCCAGUAAUGGUGUGGUUCCACGGCGGUGACUUUAAUACUGGCACCCCGGCAAUAUGGGACGCAACAACUCUCGUCAACAAGCAAAAAAUUCUCGUGGUGACGGUGGCAUACCGUCUGAACAUCUUCGGUUUCUUCACAACCGGCGACGCAGAGGCGCCCGGAAAUUAUGGAAUGUUGGAUCAAGUAGCUGCCCUUGACUGGAUAAAGACCAACAUCGAGCUGUUUGAAGGUUCGCCCCGAAAUAUCGUUAUUUCCGGUCACAAUGCAGGCGCGAUAAGCGUCGGUCUCCAUAUAACGAGUCCUCUGAGUAAAGGAAAGUUUGCGAAAGCGAUAGCAAUGAGUGGUGACGCCAUCACUUCAGUGCGAACCGCAGACCAAGAGCUUCCCGUUGUAGAACAGGUGGCCGAUAGAUUCGCGUGUGUUCACAAGCCCACUGCAUUGUUAAUGGAGUGCCUGAGACGAAUAGCCGCAAAAGAUUUACUGGAUGGUACCUCGCAGAUCGAGACUUGGGGUCCAAUCAUCGAUGGCGACACGCAUAAUUCAUCGGACCCCUUCUUACCACUUCACCCGAGGGACAUCCUCGAUUCAGGCAACUUCAAUUCUGUCCCACUAAUGGCAGGUUACACCAGUAAUGAACAGUCACUAGCUUAUAUGGAGAUAUCGGAUAAUCCGGAUGAUGGCGGUAUCACAUCGCUAUCGAAAUUCGAGAACACAAUAAACGACGAGAUAAUAGCAUCAAUUCAAAAGCCCGAUAAUACUAGCACCUGCGAGUCGAAGCCUCAACUAGCUGCUGAUGCUGUUUUGUUCUUCUACCGACCAUAUCCCCCCACCAAAGAUCCAGCUGUCUUCAGGGCUAGAUAUCUCGACAUGCAGACAGAGAAGAAUUACGCAGCCGGUCUGACUUACCUAGCUUCCAAAGUAUCCAAGGACAUGAGUGCCUUUGUCUAUCGUUUUGAUUAUCGAUCGAGAACGUCGAAGGUCAUCCAAGAUGUGCCACUCUGGGCGGGCGUUCCUCACAUGUUUGAGCUUCCUUUCAUCUGGGGUCUUCCACACGUCUUUCCAACUUCCUCAUCCACCAACAUCAACUGGUCCACCAGUGAUAAGAAUCUCGCUGAUGUUGUUAUGAUGCUUGUCGGCAAUUUCAUUAGAUCUGGCAGUCCAUCCUUACUCAACGUCAGAUGGGAAGCCUUUACUGAAGAGACACCUGGGAUAUUAGUUAUCAAUAGGACUAUCAGUAUCAAUCCCAAUGAAAUUGACUAUAGAGCACUUGCGUUCUGGAACGAUUACUAUCCCUUUGUCGUUGAGGAGGCCAUGAACCAAUGCUGCAAUGCCACUGGAGCCAAUGGAGCGUCUGGGAUUCACAGGACUCAAGUUGGAGUUUACACGGCAUUUGGAGUUGUUGCGUUCAGUGUUAUGAAAAUUCUUGGUUAAUCUGGAGUUAUGCUUUUUUGAGGGGUUAAAUUUUUUGAAGAGUUAUCGAGUGGUUGCAUAUAUUAGAUAUUUAAUAAGAUAUGAGACACUCCAUACCAAUCUGUCAUUAUUUCAUUUUGAUAUGAACGCUAGUGACGUGUGUAAGUUUUGUGAAAUCUUUCUUGCAAAUCAAUGAGAAAAUUUGAAUAUAAAUAAUGAUUUUUAAUGUUCCUGGAUAAUUCAAAAAUCGUUUAUGACAUGGAAUGUCUCAUAUUUAAUCCAUGAGGAGCUGAUAAUGUUACGUUUUUAUCUCCUCAUUUGUUUUAUUAUUUCUGUAGGAACUUUUGUCAUUUUUUGGUGAUGAGUACAACAAAUAUUUUCAACAUUUACUGAAUUUUUAUUAUUUGCUUCAAUACGGAGAAGAUAUAGAAAAACAUAUAUUGUUUUGGGAAACAAACGGUUUGAUAACUUAUGAAUAUUUUGAUGCUUUGAUAAUUAAUAAUCAUUGUAUGUACCGUCUAUAUAAUAAUAAUUAUUAUAUUAUGUAAGAGAGAGGUGCGCGGCGAAUUAAUGAGGGGGGAGAAAAGGGCGGGAUGGUGUGGCCUUGGCGCACGCGCACGUCCAAACAUACUCAUUUUUUUUUCAAUUCACCAUCACAUCCUUAUUUUUAAAAUUCCUAAAUACAAUUAAUCAUUAAUCAAUCAUUUUCCCCCUUUAAAGUUUUGUUUAUGAAUCUUCUCAGGCAAAAAUCCCUAGGACCAACGCCUCGGGGCCUCGUUAGUGAUUUAAUUUUUUUUUUCAUUUUCUCAAAUUACGAAUUUCAAGUUUUUUCCCAUUUGUGCGCUACUGAUGCGCGUGCACAUGAGCCACCCCGGGACAAACUUAUGUACAAUUAUUAUCACCCCACAUUCAUCAUCGUCGUGAUAACUUUCUCUACGAAAAACAAAUAAUCUCUCACUCGUUUUCUAUUCUGUCUUAUUGCCUUUAGGUGCAUUCUCGUGGCUGUUGGUCGACUUUUAGUCUUUAUUGUGAUUGAAAUUUUUUGUUUCUGGUAGUGUUGUUCUAUUUUUUGUUUUUUUUUUGUUUUUUUUUUAUUUUCAAGCUGGUGAUGGGAUCUUUGUCACUAGUAUUCUCACAUAUCCGCUUGUCCCCUGAUUCACCACUGGUAUCCUUCGGCUUUUUCAGUUAUUACUCUUGAUUACUUGUUGGAUUUCUUUUUUUUUCCUCGUUUUAAUGUUGGUUGUCACGCGGGUGGUUUGCGGCCAAGGCCGCUUCUACCUUACAGAAGUAGGCACAA